ACAAGUCAUGAUGGCGGAGCUGUAGACUUCGGGACGAGCUGGAUAGCGCCGCCCGUCCUCGUUUAGCCAAGUGUACAUAGUUAUUUAUUUAUUCAGACAACUUUACAUCUUCCCCCCCCGCUAUGACCCGCUGGAUUCCGACUAAAAAAGAGAAGUACGGAGUCGCAAUCUACAAUUAUGAUCCCAGUGGUGAGCAGGAGCUGUGUCUACAGGUGGGGGACACAGUGCACAUACUUGAGAAAUUGGAAGGCUGGUAUAGGGGCUACACUCUACGCAAGAAAUCACAGAAGGGCAUUUUCCCAGCUUCCUACAUCCACUUAAAGGAGGCUACGGUUGAAGGGAUAGGCCAGCAGGAAAUAAUUAUUCCAGCAGAUUUACCCCUAGUACAGGAGCUUGGAGCUACUCUGAGGGAAUGGGCACAGAUAUGGCACAAGCUCUUUGUGGCAAACAAGUCAACCCUGUUCAGGAGUGUUCAGCAGAUGGCCUACAGCCUCAUCGAAUAUCGAUCUCAGAUAGUGUCAGGAACACUGCCCAAGGACGAUCUUGUAGAGCUCAAAAAGAAAGUCACGGCAAAGAUUGAUUAUGGAAACCGCAUUCUGGGGUUGGACCUGGUGGUGCGAGAUGAAGCCGGAAACACACUGGAUCCUGACCGGACCAGUACGGUCAGUCUGUUCAGGGCACAUGAGACCGCCUCCCGCAGUGUGGAUGACAGGAUACAAGAAGAGAAGACACGACUACAAAACCUGGAAAUGAGACGUCAGACCCUGUUCAGUACGGUGCACACCUACAGUCUACUUAUGAACCUGAAGAACUUCGUAUGUAACAUUGGAGAAGAUGCGGAGCUGCUCAUGUCUCUCUAUGACCCUGACCAGUCAGAAUUCAUCAGUGAGAACUUCCUGGUGCGCUGGGACAGUAUGGGGAUGCCUAAAGAAAUUGAAAAACUCAACAACCUGCCAGCACUAUUCACGGAUCUGAGUAGCAGUGACUUGAUGAGGCAGCGGCUCUUCCUGGUGUGUCAGAUCAUCAGAGUGGGCAGCAUGGAGCUCAAAGAGGGCAAGAAACAAACCGGCGGGUUGAGGAGACCAUUUGGUGUGGCUGUGAUGGAUGUAACAGAUAUCGCUCAUGGCAAAACAGACGAUGAGGACAAACAACAUUUCAUCCCCUUUCAACAGAUAGCUAUGGAAACCUACAUCCGUCAGAGGCAGCUCAUCAUAUCUCCGCUCAUCCCUUCUAGAGUCAUAGGAGAGAAUGAGCCGCUCACUGCUGUCUUCAACAAAGUCAUUGCGACGCGGGAGGUCAAUCACAAAGGCCAGGGGUUGUUUGUGACCCUGAAGCUCCUCCCAGGGGAUCUUGCCCAGGUCAGGAAGGACUACCCCCACUUUGUGGACCGCAGCACGGCUAUCGUCAGGAAAAUGGGCUUUCCAGAGAUCAUCCUCCCAGGAAACGUGAGGAAUGAUAUUUAUGUAACCUUGCUACAGGGAGAGUUUGACCGUGGUAAAAAGAAGACCCCUAAAAAUGUAGAGGUCAUACUGAGUGUUCACGAUGAUGAAGGCAAUCCCAUGGAGAAAGCAAUAUUUCCUGGGGCCGGUUAUGACGGCAUAACGGAGUACAAGUCUGUCAUUUACUACCAGGUGAAGCAGCCUUGUUGGAAUGAAACAGUGAAGGUGACAAUUCCCAUUGAAGACGUGUGUCGCUGCCACCUACGGGUGAUGUUUCGACACAGAUCCUCCCAGGACUCUAGAGACAAAUCAGAGAAGCCCUUUGGCAUGGCCUUUGUCCGGUUGAUGAGAGGAGAUGGGACAACACUCAAAGAUGGCAGGCAUGAGCUUAUCGUCUAUAAGGUUGACGUGAAAAAAGCCGAGGAUGCAAAAGUUUAUCUCACCCUGCCAGCAACCUGGGCUGAAGUGGGGGAAAAGGAAAAGCAAAUGGGGAAGCAGUUCCACCAUUCAGGAGUGAUUCCUGUGACUAAAGACAGCUUCCAGAUCGCUACGCUCACCUGUUCCACUAAACUCACUCAGAAUGUGGAUCUGCUUGGCCUGUUGAACUGGAGAUCUAAUCCUGAGGAUCUGGACCAGAUCUUGCAGAGGCUCAUGGAAGUGGAAGGAGGGGAGAUUGUCAAAUUUCUCCAGGACACUCUUGAUGCUCUGUUCAACAUCAUGAUGGAGACUUCAGAAAAGGACACUUACGAUACUCUGGUGUUCAAUGCCUUGGUAUUUAUAAUCACACUUAUUGGUGACAUCAAAUUCCAGCACUUUAAUCCAGUCCUGGAAACCUACAUCAACAAGCACUUCAGCGCCACUUUGGCUUACAUGAAGCUCUCCCGUGUGCUUAACUACUACGUGGGCCAUGCCGAAGAGCCCCAACUCACCGAGAGGCUCUACGCGGCACUCAAAGCUCUCAAGUACCUGUUCAGGUUCAUUGUACAGUCCCGCGUCCUCUAUCUCAGAUUCUAUGGGAACAAUGAAGACGGAGAUGCGUUCUUCAACUCCAUUCGCACCCUUUUUCUCUCUUUCAACACUCUCAUGGACAGGCCACUUGAUGAGGGAGUGAAGAUAAAGGGGGCAAUAUUGAAAUACCUCCCCAGCAUCAUUAAUGACAUCCAGACUGUGUUUGAUCCUGUGGAGCUCAGUGUUCUCCUAGCAAAGUUCAUUGAGAGCAUUCCAGACUCUCAGCUUGUGCGUCAGAAGCUUGGCUGCAUGUGUAAAAUGGUGGAGAGUGACCUUUUCAGGCAGCCAGAUUGUCGAGAUGUGCUUCUGCCGCUUGUUACGGAUCAACUGAGUGGACAGCUGGACGACCACUCUAGUAAACCGGACUAUGAAGCCUGCGUUCAACUGCUUAGCACAGUGUUGGACAACCUGGACCGCAAAGACGUGGGUCCAACCAGAGGGCACGUUCAGCUGAUAAUGGAGCGGCUUCUUCGCAGGGUUAAUCGUACUGUCAUCAGCAUGGACAGAUCCUCUCCUCUCAUUGGCCACUAUCUUGCCUGCAUGACGGCUAUCCUGAAGCAAAUGGAUGACAUGCAUUACGCCCACUACAUCAGCACCUUCAAGACGAGACAGGAUAUCAUUGACUUCCUCAUGGAGACAUUCAUCAUGUUCAAGGACCUCAUGGGGAAUGUCUUCCCUGCUGACUGGAUGAUCAUGAACCUGGUUCAGAUGCAGGUCUUCCUGAGGGCCAUCAACCAGUACUCGGAUGUCCUCAAUAUGUAUUUUCUGGACCAGGCGCAUUUUGAACUGCAGCUGUGGAAUAACUACUUUCAUCUGACCGUGGCGUACCUCACUCACAAGACACUGCAGUUGGAAUCCUUUUCUCAAGAGAAACGAAAUAAAAUACUGAACAAAUAUGGGGACAUGAGGAAGACUAUUGGAUUUAAGAUCAGAGAUAUGUGGUACAACCUUGGCCCUCACAAAAUGAGGUUCAUCCCAGCCAUGGUGGGACCCAUUCUGGAGGUCACACUGGUCCCUGAGCCUGAACUGAGGAAGGCGACCAUCCCCAUCUUCUUUGAUAUGAUGCAGUGCGAGCACAACUUCAGCCCUGGACGCACAUUUGAAACGUUUGAGAACGAAUUGAUAACAAAAUUGGAUCAAGAGGUAGAAGGAGGCCGAGGGGAUGAGCAGUACAAAGUCCUGCUGGAGAAAACAUUGCUGGAGCACUGCAGACGCCACAGAUACCUGUCCCAGUCAGGAGAGGAGCUGGCUCUGCUGCUGAGCAGCCUGCUGGAGAAUCUCCUGGCAUACCGCACCAUUACACAUGAUGAAAGUCCUGAACACCGCAUGAGCUGCACUGUCAAUGUGCUGAAUUUCUACAAAGAAAAGAAGAGGGAGGACAUUUAUAUCCGGUACUUGUACAAGCUGCGAGAUUUGCACCUAGACUGUGAGAACUACACCGAGGCGGCUUACACUCUGCUGCUUCAUGCUGAAUUGCUGGAGUGGUCUGACAAACAUUGUGCACCUCAUCUGAUACCUCGAGACGGGCAGCAUGUGUGGACCCAACAGGAGCUGAAAGAGAGGCUGUUCCAGGAGAUCAUAUGUUACUUGGACAAGGGAAAGAUGUGGGAGAAGGCCAUUGAGCUGGGUAAACAGCUGGCCAAGAUGCAUGAGAGCCACAUGUUUGACUUCAUGGAGCUGAGCCAGCUGCUGAAAAAACAAGCCCAGUUCUAUGAAAAUAUAAUGCAUGCAAUGCGGCCACAACCUGAGUACUUUGCUGUUGGAUAUUAUGGCCUUGGAUUCCCCUCUUUCCUCAGGAACAAGAUGUUCAUCUACCGAGGCAAAGAGUAUGAGUGGCUUGAAGACUUUAGCCUAAAGCUGCUUUCUCAGUUCCCAAAUGCAGUCCGGAUGACCAGCACAGCGCCUCCUGAAGACAACAUCAGCAACUCCUCUGGACAGUACAUCCAGUGCUUUACUGUCAAGCCUGUUCUCACUGUGCCGCACCAGUUUAAAGACAAGGGGGUUCCAGAGCAGAUAUUAAACUAUUACAGAACCAAUGAAGUGGACCAGUUCCAGUACUCCAGGCCCUUCAGGAAAGGUGAAAAGGACCCAGACAAUGAAUUUGCAACCAUGUGGAUUGAGAGAACAACUUACAUUACUGCCUAUCGCUUCCCGGGGAUUCUCAAAUGGUUUGAAGUCAAAUCUGUCUCAGUGGAGGAGAUCAGUCCUUUGGAGAACGCCAUAGAAACCAUGGAGAUGGCCAAUGAGAAGCUGAGUAACCUCGUGCAGCAACAAGCCUGUGAUCGCUCUCUGUCCAUCAAUCCACUGUCCAUGAUGCUCAGUGGCAUUGUUGACCCUGCUGUCAUGGGUGGAUUCUCCAACUAUGAGAAGGCAUUCUUUACAGACACCUACAUCCAAGAGCACCCAGACGACCAUGAACGCAUCGAGGUCCUUAAACACCUCAUCGCCCUACAGAUCCCCGUCUUGGCAGAUGGAAUUCGCAUCCACGGGGAGAAGACGACAGAGCAGCUGAAGCCCUUACACAAUCGUCUGGUUACUUGCUUCCAAGACCUUCGGGAGAAAGUGGAGAAGCAUUAUGGCGUCAUAACCUUGCCGUGCUCUCUCACCGAGAGGAAGAAGAGUCGCGUGGGCUCGGUGGUGAUGCCCUACAUCCUGUCCUCCACCCUGCGUCGCAUGUCCACUGUCUCAACCCUCUCUAACGCCUCCUCAGGCCUCUCCAGCGGCUCUGCAUCCUCAGAUGGACCCUCCUGCAUUUCCUCCCAAGAUUCCUUGUUGUCCCAUCCCAGUGAUCGCAGGGUCUCUGUUCUGUCUCGCUCAGAGGAGGACAACAGGAUUGCUAGAAAGAACCGGAAGGAGUGGAGUGUGAGCAAGUCCCAGGUCCUGCUGGAGAGGCAGUUAGAUUCAGAUGAGAGUCUUCCAGAGAAGCAGCAGAGACCCAAGAGUUUACAAUUAGGAGACCGACGGCUCACCCUCUCACUGUUCCAGGGUGUUUCAUCCCAGCUCAGCCUGUCGAACCCUCUCAGCCCGCUGCCUUCCUCUCCACACACACCGCACACACCACGCAGCUCCAGUUAUUCAUCACUUCUCAGUGACAAUGAUGCCAAUACCAUUGACACCCCAGGGACUCCCCCACCCAUGCCUCCGAAGAAACACCCGCACGAGAUUGACAACCCGGGGUUCUCCACAGAGUUUACUCCUCCGCUACCAGUGAAAGUCGAGAGCAAGCCUCCUCCCCCGCCCCCGAAGACACGAAAGUCAAUGUUCCCCUCGUACGAUCACACCCCCCAGUAAGGCGACACCCACGCACAGGCCUUAAAUUUUCAUUAGCCCUCUGAUUUGGCUGUGAUGAAAAUGCAGUUUCAUUCGUGGCAUUGUGGAAACGCCUCAGUAGGGUACAGAUUGCCUGACCAUCUAUGUGGGAUGUAUGCAAGGAUUCCGCUGGAAAAACUUCUCUCCGAUGCAAGUCACUUAUAAUUCCAAGCAGUCCUUUGUUUCCAAGUUCUAACUGUUGUUUUGUUUUUACGCCGCAAGCAAGGAUAUGUGUGAGGUUACUGUCAUAAGAGGGUACUACUGUGCAAAAAUGGGCAUACAGUAUGAUUUUAGGUACAGCCUUAGAUUCAGUAAUGAAACAGUUUUCCUUGAGGAAACGAUAGUAUGGUGUAUUUUUUUAAUCAAUCGCAGGGAAAAGGAAUGACCAAUGUUGCAAUGCAAUAUUAUAAGUUUUUAUGUGUGUGUGGAGUGACACUGGAUGACUAAUUUCCCCCCAAGCUUUUUACCUGCAUUCCAUAUUUGAUCAGGAAAAAGCUGCAUUAGAAACAUGUCAAACUUGAUUAAGUGCAGGGAAUAUGAUGUACAGAAUGUAACUGUUAGCUGAUAUGUCGUUAUUUUUUGAUGCUGUCAUUAUGAUCAAAGCGAUUUUCUUAAACUGCAAUGUUUCUAAGACACUGGAUGGCAUUAUUGAAUGUGGUGCAUUUGUUUUGAUGUUUAUGGUGAACUGAAAACUGUAACCGAUGCUUCCAAACUGUAGUACGCCAUGUUGAUGGCGGUGUUCAAUGGAAUUAUGUUUUCCUUAAAGGUGGAGUAUGCAAUUUCAGACCAAUGCAGUUUUUGUCAAGUUCAGUUAAUAUAAUGGGUAUCUCCUCGUAGUCUGCUAACUAUCCGUCCUGUGUGUGAGCAGAAAAAUAAUCCAGCCCUGGCUCUGUAAAUGGGAAACAAAGUGGCCAAUCCACACAACACUAUUUUAGUGUUUCAGGGAUUAUUCAUGCUCGUGCACAGGGCAGGGGUAAAGGGAUGGGAAAUGGAGAUGAUUGUUGUUGUUUCCCAUUGUGAUAGGCAUUUUGAAAGCAUUAAUACACAGGUAGGAGAAGGGGAGGAGAAUCCUUCUUGAAAGGAAUAGUCUACACCCACUGAAUCAGACUAGGCCCAUCCUAACUAUCUAAAUAUGUUAACUAGCUACUUAUCUACAAUCUUUCUCCAGAAAAGCAAAGUACACCUUUAAAGGAAUUAGUCUGAUAUUUGGGAAAUACACUUACUUGCGUUCUUGCCGAGAGAUGAGACACUUGAUACCACUCUCAUCUUGGUUUUUGUUCAAUAAAACCACAAAUUGUCAUUUUUAACAUUUUUUUUUUUUUUUUUUUAAAAACAAAUGAGAUCUGACUUGUUAAUUAGCAAGUGUUAGAGGUGCUGGUAGGCAGAUUCUAUUGGCGUCACACUGGGCCGAUCUGGCUGUUUCUGGUGUUUAUGCUAAGCUAAGCUAACCUGCUGCUGGCUCCACAGCUACAUGUUUAUUGUUCAGACGUAAGAGUGGUAUGUAUUUGAUCAGAUGACACUCGUCAAGAAAGUAAAAAGCAUAUUUUCCCAAAUUUUUCCUCCAAAAAUUCAUACCCUGAAUGCUGUAUGGUACAAGCUUAAAUGCUUCUUAAGUUUACUUUAGUUGAUAUUUCAGGUGUUGGCAGAUUUUCUUUUUUUUAAUCAAAUCAUUAUUAAAAUUUAAAUUAUUGCUAUUCAUGAAAUGUAAUGUUUCCAUAGUUUUGCACACACAGUGUGUACAGAGAGGGUUUAUUUUUAAUGCAGUGUAAUUAUUAGUGUAAUUUCCACAUACUGCUUUACUGUACACUGCAAUGCAAUUCAUGUGCCUUCAGAGUGCUAAAUCUAUGCAUGUAAAGUGUUUUGAAAAUGAUCAAACUGAAUCUAUAAUUAAGUCAGUAUUUCAGUUAUGUUUUUAGAUUCCAGUUUUUUUUUAGAAGGGAUUAACUUCUUUGUGCAGUACAGAUUUCCUAGCAAGCAUCAAAGAACUUUUAUACAAACAAUGCCUCAAGAGAUACAUGGGGAUCUUUUUUUAUGAGCAAGUUGUUGUUGACUAAACAAAAAUAAAGACUUUUUGAAAGGUC
Molecule: messenger RNA, 7837 nt
Organism: Amphiprion ocellaris (clown anemonefish)
Lineage: Eukaryota; Metazoa; Chordata; Actinopteri; Pomacentridae
Gene: dock5
Product: dedicator of cytokinesis 5
Exons: 51
Coding region: 123-5738 (1871 amino acids)
Biological process (GO): small GTPase-mediated signal transduction; cell migration
Cellular component (GO): cytoplasm; plasma membrane
Molecular function (GO): guanyl-nucleotide exchange factor activity; small GTPase binding
Source: RefSeq, a predicted model, not a curated record